AAUACUCCUCAUUUUACUUUUUGUAAAAUAUUAAGAUUAUAUGUUUUAUUUCAAUGAUGAAAAGCACAAAGGCAUAUAAAAUCCAAGAUGUGAAUAGAAAGACAAGGAAAGGUGUUGUUGCUCGUUCUCUGGCAGAUCUGAGGAAGAAAGGCAUCGAAAAGCUUGGCCUGGAUGGAGAUGGCUGCCGCGUUUACACUGAAGACGGGACRAAUGUAGAAGACGACGAGUACUUCCAGUCUUUACCUGCUCAGACUGUUUUCGUUUUCGUAGGUCCAGAUCAGGAGUGGGAAGGCUAUGUAACUGUCCUCAAACAAGCCAUUGAGAAAGUCUUCAAUGCUUUGUCACAAYGAGAGAAAAUAGUAGAAAAUAUUCACAACUUCAUUAAAGAUGGAGAAUCAGAUGAAAUCUACUGUAUCAUGGCAGAAGUUGUUAAUAGAUUGAAAGAAAAAAUUGAUGCAGAAGAAAGAGAAGAUGAUGAAGCUUGGUUUGAGGGAAUUAGUACUAAGUAUAACACAAAGAGUUUGGCUUUAAAGGCUGCAGCUCAGUCUAGAAUCAGGAAUUACCUUUCCAGAACUAAAGAAUUCAUUGAAGAUGCAAGACAAACUGGAAGCAAAAAAGCUGCUAGAUUGUUAACAAAUGUGUUAGAAGAUUUAAAGGAAGAGCUCAAAAACCAGGAAUUCUUUGGUGACUAUUUUGCAAGGUCUGCUGAUGAGAGAAAGCGUCUUUGCUGUUCAAAAGGCUGGUUUGAUUGUCARGGGCAAUACAAUGUAGAUGAGUGUACAAAGCUACACAGGAUAAAUCCUUAUGGAAGCAAAGAAAGCAGAAUAUUGUUUAGUACCUGGAACCUAGAUCAUGUGUAA
This is a messenger RNA of Actinia tenebrosa (Australian red waratah sea anemone), 860 nucleotides long. Its product is annotated as DNA fragmentation factor subunit beta-like. NCBI's taxonomy places the organism in Eukaryota, Metazoa, Cnidaria, Anthozoa, Actiniaria, Actiniidae. Gene Ontology annotation, biological process: apoptotic DNA fragmentation; apoptotic process. Gene Ontology annotation, molecular function: DNA endonuclease activity. The record is from RefSeq and is a predicted model, not a curated record. Gene Ontology annotation, cellular component: cytoplasm; nucleus.